This is a messenger RNA of Acanthoscelides obtectus, 1254 nucleotides long. The record is from the annotation of a GenBank genome assembly. NCBI's taxonomy places the organism in Eukaryota, Metazoa, Arthropoda, Insecta, Coleoptera, Chrysomelidae.
AUGGAUAAAUGGAUUGGUCAAGGCUAUGAUGGCGCUGCAGUGAUGAGCGGCCGGUUACGGGGCGUAAGAACAAUAAUCUCAGAGCAAUACCCGAAGGCGCAAUUCGUACACUGUGUUGCUCAUGUUCUUAACUUAGUUUUAGCGCAUUCCUGUGAGAUACCAAUGAUACGUAACUGUAUCGGAACCAUUAAGAGCGUAAUAAACUUUUUUCGCCAAUCACCGCUUCGCGACGGACUUUUGAAGAAAAUUGCGGAUCAAAUUAACUCAUCUCAUUCAACGCUUAUCUCUCUUUGUGAGACAAGAUGGACCGAGAAACACGUGGCUGUCGAAAGAUUUGCAGAAAUGGUUCCCGUUAUACGCGAAACACUUGGGGCACUUCAAGAUGCUGCAAGCAGCGACGUCGCUACUCAAGCAUACCAUCUUCAAACCGCUAUGGAUAACAGCCAGUUUAUUGUUUCUUUAGUUAUACUGAGAAAAGUUUUUUCAUAUACAGCAAACCUUAACAAAGCAAUGCAGAAAGUCAAUGUCGAUUUGACCAACAUUUGCAAAUAUACAAAAACGGUAAAAACGACUUUACUAAAUGUUCGGAACGAAAGUCAGUUUGCAAUCCUUUUUGAGCAAGCGCAGCAGAUGAGUUCAGGCGAUAUAGUCGUGCCAAGAAUAACUGGAAGGCAAACCCUGCGCAAUAAUAUUGCAGCAGAAACUGCCGAAAUAUACUACCGACGAAAUGUGUUUUACCCUUUCAUUGAUCAUGUUAUUGCAGAACUCGACGCUCGUUUUAAACCACAUGAAUCGACGAUCGAAGGAAUUCAAAUGCUGUUACCUGAAAAAACUAGUAAUGACUCCAGGAUAAAAGAAAAUCUUGAAAAAAUUGCAAAAACAUUUCUUGGUGGAGAAAAUGAAGGCACAAUAUUUCUGAGUGAAUAUGAGAUAUGGCACAAUCACUGGAAAUCUGUAGCACAAAAACCUGCAACUGUGCUUGACGCUAUCGAUAACUGCGAUGAUCAGUUCUUCCCUUCAAUAAAAAAGCUUCUAAUUAUCUUAGCCACACUCCCAGUGUCCACUGCAACCCCUGAAAGAUCUUUCUCUACCUUAAAGAGGUUAAAAACUUACCUAAGAAAUAAAAUGGGCGAUGAAAGACUUACUGGUCUGGCUUUAAUGAGCGUACACCGAGAUCUGGCGGUGCAACUAGAUUCCGAAGAAAUUAUCAAUCAGUUAGCAAUAAAACGUAAAAGACUAAAUUUAUUAUUUUAA